Messenger RNA from Pungitius pungitius (ninespine stickleback), 520 nucleotides. RefSeq names its product thymosin beta 4 X-linked (gene tmsb4x). Bases 39 to 164 code for a protein of 41 amino acids. Gene Ontology annotation, molecular function: actin monomer binding. Gene Ontology annotation, biological process: actin filament organization; regulation of cell migration. NCBI's taxonomy places the organism in Eukaryota, Metazoa, Chordata, Actinopteri, Perciformes, Gasterosteidae. Gene Ontology annotation, cellular component: cytoplasm. The record is from RefSeq and is a predicted model, not a curated record. The transcript is spliced from 3 exons.
AACGUGAAUUUUGACAAAUCUGCAGAACCUCUGCAGAAAUGGCUGACAAACCAGACGUCUCGGAAGUCGCCAACUUCGACAAGACCAAGCUGAAGAAGACCGAAACCCAGGAGAAGAACACCCUCCCCACGAAAGAAACCAUCGACCAGGAGAAGACUUCAUAAUGAAGUGCUGUGCGUCGUACGUUCCACAAGCCUUACUACUAUUCUGUUCCAAUGUGUAUUCCAACUGCGGUACUUAAAAAACGUGUCUGCUAAGCCACCAAGCCGCUCUGCUCAUGACCCCCCCCCCCCCCCCCCUGCUCAGUGAGGGAGUGUGGCUUGUCUGCAUCUGUUGCUGUGGAUGCAUCUGGAACACCUGCGGUGGGGGGGGGGGGGGGGGCGGCCGGACGACCUGUACUUCCCCAUCAUUUGUAAACCGUCUGGCGACUUGCGCAUGCGCUCGUGGCAAGCAGUGUCUUUUGUAAGAAUCUGGAAUGCACAAGCUUGUAAAAAAUACGCUAAAUAAAAAUGUAUACUGA